UCAAUGUCAAUGUCUCGGUCGGGACACCCCACUAGUGUACACGUGCAGUGGAUUGACAGACUAUGAAGUUGACGCUCUCUUUCAUGCUACUAUUUGCUUCGGCUGCACUCGGUGACUUUGAAACCAAGUGCAAGCCGGCGGCGGAUCGCGGCCCCUGCAGUGGCCGCAUCCCACUGUGGGCCUUCAACGCCACAAAAAACCGAUGCCAGCGCUUCUACUACGGAGGCUGCGACGGGAACGAGAACAAGCACUACACGAGGAAUCAAUGCGAGCUCACCUGCCUCCAACCCGAUGCUCCUAGAGAUGGCGCAAGACCUGAGGAGCUGCGAGAAUUCAGCAACGACAUUUUGCCCGUGCCAGAUGUGCCGAGUCUUAUGUGGUCCGUUCUCACAAACCCGGCCUGCCUCCUUCCACCGGACCGGGGCAUGUGUUCCGGCUACCACUAUCGCUUUUUCUAUGAAGCCGGCCUCAGAACGUGUCAAGGAUUCGUCUAUGGCGGCUGCGGCGGCAAUGCCAACAACUUCGCCAGCCUCGACCAGUGUUACGAAGCCUGCAGUCCGAGGCAACGCCUGCUACCACGUACAUAAUGCCACUGGUUGUGAUGGCAGUUUCGCGGCAUCCGAUUUUCAAAGAGAUGUUAAUAGAAUAAUAAAGCCCCCGCCAUCUGCCGCCAUGAUGCUGACUUAUUGAGAAA
Dermacentor andersoni is the source of this 694-nucleotide messenger RNA. Its product is annotated as kunitz-type serine protease inhibitor 6-like. Gene Ontology annotation, molecular function: serine-type endopeptidase inhibitor activity. Lineage: Eukaryota; Metazoa; Arthropoda; Arachnida; Ixodida; Ixodidae. The record is from RefSeq and is a predicted model, not a curated record.